This is a messenger RNA of Physella acuta, 7856 nucleotides long. RefSeq names its product dual specificity tyrosine-phosphorylation-regulated kinase 1A. Gene Ontology annotation, biological process: peptidyl-threonine phosphorylation; peptidyl-serine phosphorylation; protein autophosphorylation. Gene Ontology annotation, molecular function: protein serine/threonine/tyrosine kinase activity; ATP binding; protein serine/threonine kinase activity. The record is from RefSeq and is a predicted model, not a curated record. NCBI's taxonomy places the organism in Eukaryota, Metazoa, Mollusca, Gastropoda, Physidae.
AUUGUAACUGGGUUUUAAACAAAAAAUGUCUCAAAAAGUCCAUAAGACGACAUAUGGUGAUAUAUAUUCAAGUUCCCAUCAAAAACCAAAAUAUUAGUAAGUUUUAACUUUAGUUCAGGUUACAUACGAAAAGACAUCCUGUCAAGACAAGAUACGCUAUGAAUAGAUUUACAGUAGCCUCGUUUUUGAAACGAAGGCGCCAUGUUGGAAUCUGGGCAUGUCCGGAAAAACAGUCUGGGCAUCACCUAAGCGAUUGCAUUUGUUUAUUUUCCUGUUACUGUGAACUUUUGACCUUUGUGGCAAUUUCGUUUUAAAUUUUUCAAAGUUUAAUAACAGUAUUUGAGUAUAUUCAUUCAAAAGGAAAUUUGUAUUGUGAACCGUCUGCCGGCCGUCGCACAAAUCAGGUCAACUCGUGGUUUUGUUUGAAAACCAUUCAUGUUCAGUUCAAAACUUCAAACCUCUAUCAGAUGUGUGAAAACUAAACUUCACUGUUCCUAAGCCACGAGCGAUAAUUCCAGUUUUUUGUGGUCAGUUAGGCCGCACACACCAUGCUGUUGGUACUACCACCUCUUUGUGUAGUGUAGUAGAAGGGGCCCCUGGGGGUGGCUCAGAUAUGUCAGACCCCCAUCACCACCACCAUCAUCAUCAUCACGGGCAACAGCAGAUGGUGGAUGUGGUUGCCAUGCAAACAAAAAUUCCCAACACUUUUAGAGAUUCAUCUUCAGCACCACUGAGAAAACUUAGUGUUGAUUUGAUUAAAACCUACAAGCACAUCAAUGAAGUGUAUUAUGCCAAAAAGAAACGGAGAGCUGUUGGAGCAGCUCAGGGUGAUGAAACUGGCACAAAGAAGGGCAAGGUCAAUGCACAUAUUUACAAUGAUGGCUAUGAUGACUCUAAUCAUGAUUAUAUUGUCAACCCUGGAGAGAAAUGGAUGGACAGAUAUGAGAUUGAUUCCUUAAUUGGGAAAGGAUCUUUUGGACAGGUGGUGAAGGCUUUUGACCAUAUUGACCAAGAACAUGUUGCUAUAAAAAUUAUCAAAAACAAGAAACCUUUUUUGAAUCAGGCGCAGAUUGAAGUCAAGCUCUUAGAAUUAAUGAAUUCAAAUGACAGAGAAAAUAAAUACUACAUAGUCCGUCUGAAGAGAAACUUCAUGUUUCGCAACCACCUGUGCCUUGUGUUUGAGCUGCUGUCCUACAAUUUGUAUGAUUUGCUACGAAACACUAACUUUAGGGGUGUUUCCCUUAACUUAACCAGAAAGUUUGCACAGCAGUUGUGUACAGCACUGCUCUAUCUUGCCACUCCAGAACUUAAUAUCAUUCACUGUGAUCUAAAGCCAGAAAAUAUUCUUCUGUGCAAUCCCAAACGUAGUGCUAUUAAAAUAGUUGACUUUGGGAGCUCUUGUCAAAUAGGACAAAGGAUUUAUCAAUAUAUCCAGUCACGUUUCUAUCGGUCUCCGGAAGUUCUUUUGGGAAUUCCUUAUGAUCUAGCAAUAGAUAUGUGGAGUUUAGGUUGUAUAUUGGUUGAAAUGCAUACAGGAGAGCCUCUUUUUGCUGGAUCCAAUGAGUUUGAUCAAAUGAUGAAAAUAGUAGAAGUUCUUGGUAUGCCUCCAAAACAUUUAUUGGACCAGGCACAGAAAACACGCAAAUAUUUUGACCAGUUACCUGAUGGUUCAUAUGUUCCAAGAAAGUCUAAAGAUAACAAAAAGUAUAAAACACCACAUUCAAGAAAACUGCAUGAAGUUAUUGGAGCAGAGACUGGAGGCCCUGGGGGUAGACGAGUAGGAGAGGUAGGCCAUGGUGUUGCUGAUUACCUCAAAUUUAAAGAUCUCAUUCUUCGCAUGUUGGAGUAUGAUCCAAAGACAAGGAUAACACCAUACUAUGCCCUCCAACACAACUUUUUUAAAAAGACUUCGGAUGAGAGCACCAAUACUAGUAACAGUACCUCAACUAGUCCUGCAAUGGAGACAAACACUGGCAGUCCUACAGUAGCUGGUCAGUCUAAUGGACGAGCUCGAUCUGACCCAACCCAUCAGCACCACAGCCAAAUGCUGUCAUCACAUGCUCAGCUUGGGGCUGCUGGGGUGUCUGGUAGCAGCAAUACUACUGCAGUCUCGGGGAUUCAGGGACUACAACUUCACCAACCAUCUCUACUUCAUGAAGACAGCAAUUCAUUAGGGCUUGUCCCAACGCAUUACACUUCUAUGGAGUGUGAGAGUCCGUCUGCAGUGAACCAGUCUAGACCUCCUCCUGCUCAUCAGCAUAGGAGUAGUGGAUCAGGCAUGCAGUUAAGUGGUGUCAAUCGCCACAGUUCCCACCAACAGCUAGUUCAUCACCAUCAACAAGCUCCACAUCCACAUUACCAGCCUCAACAGUUGCAAACCAGUCAGUUGAGUCAUAUGCAUAGCUGGGGUGUAGGAGACCCUGGAUCAGCACGUCAUUUAGGAUCUGGUCCCCAACCAAUCAAUUCAGGUGUUGCACUGAGUAGUGUGAUUUUCACUCAGCCAUCUGGUCAUUCGUUUUUGGCAAGAAAUCAACAACCAUCAUCCUCUUCAACAUCCUCUUCUUCUUUGCAUCACACAGGUUUGGUAUCUCCUACCUCUGCAGUUAUACUUGGCAGUGUAGUUUAUGAUACAUCAGCGGUUCCCUUAACAAUCCAUAGGACAUUGGGGCACUAUGAAUCACAACAAGUUUUACUAUCAUCCUCAUCAUCAUCUCUUUCGUCUUCCAACCUACCUGUGGACUUCUCGAUACCUAGCCAGCAACACCUCCACCACCCUCAGGCGCAGAAUGUUCCACAACAAACACUUGUCACUAGCCCUACUCUGCUAGUUGGACCAUCAACUGGGCUACCAAUUGCCCAAGCAACUGAUCUUAUCACAGCCAACUCACAACCGCUGAGUACAUCACUAGGUUAUUCAACCCAGUACAGCUUCCCUCAACAGGGCUGGCAACAGUCACCUACUGGUGGACCGUUUUCUUUCACCACUGCAACACCUAUAGGACAUGACAAUAGUAGUGUCCAAAGAACUCACAGUGCCUCAGAUAGAGGAGAUGAGUCGCCUAUGGUUGGUGUCUGCAUACAACAAAGUCCAGUUGCUAGCCACUGAUGUAACAUUUCAUUCAUAGUACUCUUGUGUUUACUGGCUUUUAUGGAGUGAGGUAGUUAAUUCUUUCUUUCUGAAAUAUCAAGAUACUAGAUCAAAUGACGAUGCAAACUAAGAGUGGAUUACCAUGAACUGACUACAUAAAAAUUUAUGCCUGCGCAAAUUGUAAAUGUAGGCUUCCAGUCUUGUGGAUACAAAAGGCUGACAUACCAUUCCUUCAUGAUGCAUGAAUGCAGGCAUUUCAUUCUGCGAUAUUUUUAAAAAAAAGAUUGUAAGUUCUAAGUUGAUUUUUAAAAAGAUAUGGCCACUAGUCCUUUAUUACGGAAACACCAUGGAAGUUCUUACUCUUAACACGUGUGACCAUUAAAUAUAAGUAAUUUCUUUAAAAAGUGUAUAUUAUUGGGAAGAUUUUUAUUUAAAAAAUUUGUAAUGUGUUUUGCUCAAGUUUGGAAAAGUUUAAAUAUGGUAUUUUAAGCCCAUGCAUCUUUAGCCAAAGUAUUUAUUAUUACCAUGGACAUAGUUAUUGAAACAAUGUGUUUUUCCAUUUCAUAGUUCUGAUGAUUUCUCUAAUUGGUCAUGUGCAACAUCCCCAAGUCAUUAUGGAUAAAACCAAAGCGCACUUUGUAUCAUUUUUAUUCAUUAGCUACAGACUAGUGUAUAUUUACACAAAUCAAUAUAUACCUACCUUCCUGUCACCUGACAUGGAAAAUGGAUUUCAUCACAAGGAUAUAUUGAUCUCUUGCUGUGAUUCAUUAAGUUGACAUAUUUCAUUUUAAAAAACAUAGUUUUUUUUACUGUACUUAAAGGUUAUAUGAGAGUGUGGUAGUGAGAUGCACUUAUUUAAUGGCAACAAUGGAUUCAAUUUUAAUUUGGCUUUUUUUUCUGAUGAAUACAUUUCAAGCAGUUUACAUCAUUCAUUCUUCUUGCUUCUUAACUCCUUUAUGCAAACUAAUUUUGAAAUUAACUUAGUGAAUUUUCUGAACACUUAUUUGUUUAUGGGUUUGAUUAUCUGUUGGUAUUUUUUACAUUCAAAGUAAAAAGAAAAACUUAAAUUCUAACUACAAUACACACUAUAAAAACUGUUUUUUUGUUGUUGUUUUUUUUCAUAAAAAGAAAUUAACCUUGUAAAACAAAAUAAGAGCAUGUUUAGUAUGGAAGUAUUAGUUGUAAAAAUCUGGUUAAAGCUGUUCAGUAGGUACUUGUCAUGUUGCAUAAUUUUUAACUUAGUAAAAUAUUGUAUAUCAUUUUUUUUUAAAUUGGACUUUAGAAAAAAAAUUAUUUUAAUCUCCUUUCAAAUAUUUUAAUUCUAAUAAUAGAAAACUAUAUUGUGAAUUUUAAAAAUCUUAAAAAUAUAAUUCUAAAGGCUUCCUUCCUGCAUAAUAUUUACAUGUAUUAAACAGAUUAAAUUGUUCCAGUUUAGAUUCUAAAGAUUAAUCACUUUGGCAUAAUUCAAUUACAUGUAACUGUUUUAAAUGUGGGUUCAAAUUUGGUUUUAAUUUUUGUUUCACAUCUUAUUUGACCCAGGUUGAAAACAACAAGAUGUAGUUAUUAUAGUCUGGAAAAUAAAACUGUUCAGAAAGGUGCCUUUUGAAAUUGGAGCUUAUCACCUUUAUAGUCAAAGGGCCAGUGGCUAAACAGUAGCCUGUUGAUAAUCACACAAAUACUGCUGAUAUUGAGAGGUUUAAAUCAGUAAAACUGUAGUGUCCUGUUUUAAUUUUGAAUUAAGUUUUCAACAAUUUAAGGCUUUAGAUAGGGAGAGAUAAUUGAAGCAUUUUUUUUUUCAAAAAGAUUUUUACUCUAAAAGCAACACUUUAAUGUUUUGUUUUAAAAACUACUACAUCACCUUUUUAAUGUUUUAUAUAGAGUUUUAAUAAAUAGCAGAUGAAUAAAAAGGUUAUUUUGCAUAAAUGUUAGCAAAUUGUUAAUGAAAUAAGUUACUGUAUAUAAUACAUGGCCAGUGUAUAUUGUUCUUUUAGAUUAUUGAUAACAUGCUAUGCAGUGGUUCAUUUGUUUUUAAUUUUAGGAAAAACACUGUUAGUGUUAGCUUUCAGUAUUUAAAGUUUUGUAGCUUUUUAAAACCUGCUACAUUUGAUUUGCACUAUUUAGAUUUGAGGGAAAUAGACAAGUCUAUCAAAGAAUAAGUAGUUGUAAAUGCAUUUGAAGGUUGUUUAAUUUUGAGGAUAUAACACUGUAACCCAUCUGUUACAAGUGUGUGUUGUCACUGGUAAAUAUGACUGUAAAUAUAUGUUUUCAUCAUCUGUGAUGCAGUUUUAUAAAUAAUUAUGGAACUUUAUCAGUACAACUGAUAAAUUUUUGUUGUUACAUCAAAUUCAUAGUUGAAUUUUCCUUCAAUCACCAUGCGUCUUUAUAUACUGUACAAUUGAUCAAUUUACUAUAGCUAAGUAGAAAUUUUUAUUCUGUUAAUUUAUCCUAAAUGACUUAGUUUAUAAUUGAAGAUGAAUAAUUAGGAUGUGGCACAUUCAGUACCAAUUUUCCAGUAUCAACUUCCUAGUAUGUUAAAAAUAUGUACAUAGUGUAAGAUGUAUUGUAGUGUACAGGAAAGAACACCUUGUAAACAUGCACUAGGAUUCAAUAUUCUAUUCAAAACUCGGAAAAAAAAUCACAUGUUAAAUUAUUUCAUCAUGUUUAAUCCACAACAGUUACGUUAUAUGAAUAAAUAGGGUAUUGUUUUUUUGUCAACUAGGAUUUCAUUUUUCUAAUGUCACAGUAAACAGUGAAUGUUUGUAUUUGUCCAUUCUACUGUUCUUAUCUAAUGAAUUACUUAGGGUGAGUGAGACUAUUUAGAUUUGUAUUUUGAAAUUCUGUAUUAAAAAUGUUACUUUUCAAUAGCAAAGAAAUAAUAGAGCUUUGUAAAAUAGCACCAUCUAAAUAACAUUGACUCAUACACUAUCGAUCUAUGGGCAUUUAUUUCCACCAUCUCCAAAAAAAUAUCAGCAAGAUUUUUUUUUUAUUGAACAUCAAACUUUUAAAUAAAACCGUUUCUAGAAUUGGUUUCUCUAUUUAGCAACAUAGUUUUAUUAUGGAUGAUGGGGUUUUUUUUUCCAUUAAAACUUCUAGUUUUAUUUUUUAUUUCUGUUUAGAAAGUUCCAUGCAGGUGUCUUUUGUACAUCCUCUUCAUUAUUUUUUUUUAAGUUCGAACAAAAUAUGUAAAUGCUUAUCUAGAUAUAGGUGCUAAUAACAUUGAGAAAAACAAACUGGUCAGAUAUGCCCUUGUGUAAACAAUCAGCUGUAUUAUUGCUUGCAACAUUGGAUAGUUUUCACCUUAAACAUACAAAGUUUAUUGAAAGAUGAGAAACUAAUUCAUAAAUAUAUAGCAGGGGAAAAUAGUUUAGAAUCUCAGCCAAAUAGAUACUAAAUUCAAAAUAGGCAAGAUUGUGAAUAUUGUGAUACUGACUGUUCAGUUAAGUGAGGGCAAUCCCAUUAUUUUAAUCAUUUCACAUAUAUGAUGUAAUUUUAAGGUAAUUUUUAAGAGCACUGUAUAUUUCAUUAUCUCAGGAAAAAAUAUCAAGUAGUUUCUCAUGUGUGUCAGUUGUAGUGGGCCAGCAGAGGUAGUUGGCUUGUGUGUUCAACAGGAAUUAAGUCUUCUUCUUAAAUAAGUCUUAAAUAAGAAAUACUGUCUAUAUUUCUAUAUUCAUCUCUUUAUUUGAUAGAAAUCCAGCAUUACCCUGCUUUAUAUUUUUAGACACAACACAGCAGUCAAUCAUAGAGAAUUAUUACAAUUAUGAAGUCAGAAAAAAUUUAACAGACCCUUAUAACAACUCAAAAUUAUACAAGUUUUGAUUCUAAACAAAUAUUUAAAAUUGCAAACAAUGAGAUGAAAUGACUAAAAGAGGGGUAUUACCAGUGAAUAUUUUGACUUUCUGUGUUUCUGGUCACGUUCUAAAUAAACAAUAAACUACACAAGAUUACCCCUCUGAUCAGAAAAAAUAACUGGUUUUUUUUUUUUUUUUUGGUAAACGCUGCAGGUUUGAAAAAAAAAUAGAAAUGUGUUUCUUUAUAGUUUAAUUCAUGUUCAUAGAAAGACAUUCUAACAUCUACUGGGUCUUUAUUGUAAGUUUUUCCAUACUUGCUAUAUUCAAUUUAUAAAUCAUUUAAUCAACACUACAUUUUUAUAUUUGGUUCAACAAAUUUCUUGUUUUAUUUAGUUGAACUUUCAGUUUAAAAGUUUGCUAUAUUUUUAAAUUGUAAAACCAGCCAGCAAUGUUUGGUUGUUUGUUGUUUUUUUUUUUAAGUUUUUGUUGUGUACUUUUUAGCCACAAUUAUCUUCUAUUGAAAGUAAACAUUAAUUCAUAUUCAGUUUUAAAUGUUAUCAGAUAGACUUAAGAUAGAUGAUAUUUAUGCUGCAGGAAAAAAGUUUUUUUUCCCACUUUUGACUUGUUAAUAGAGUGUUUACAACUACAUUUUUAUUCGAUCCUUUCAUAGUGAAGAUUGAUUUCAUUAGGAUUUAAUUUGUGACAUUUAAGUGAUUUAUUUGUUUUCACCUAGUAAAAAGUGCUCUGAUCUCAUGAUUAUUGUUACACUGUUUAGCCAGUUUAUGAUGAUAAUGAGAGUUUUUCAUCACUGUGUGGGGAAGGUAAGCUUCUGUAUCAUACUGUAAUAUAAGCAGAGUGUCAGCCAUAAUAGUGUUUGUAAUAUAUUCAUCUGUUAUUUCACUUCUAUUAUUUUAAGAUUCAACUGUACAUACAACACUGAUACAUCAUUGCCCCUCAAUAAAAAAUAUAACUGUUUUAAC